UACUGAUCUUCUUCUGCCUGGGUGAAGCGAGCUGGGUGCCUGAAGUGGGAUGGGCAAAGAGGGAAAACUCUGGCCCCGUCCCGUUCUCCACUUUUAAUGAGCGCUCCGAUCAUGCAGGAGUAAAAGUCCAGGUGGAAGAGCUCAGCGCUUGCACACACGACCGCUGGUCAAAUAUUGCGUUUCAAUGAAAGAGUAAGGAUUCGAGGGGAAAACUGCGCAGGGAAUUACUUUUUUUUCCUACGCCUGGAGGACUGUUUUUACCUUUCCAGGUUGGGAGGUUAUACAAGGACAUCUGGCUGACCUGCUAAACCACCCAUCAUGAACAGAGCAUCACUCACUGCCAUCUGCCUCGCGCUCCUCCUGGCCUGCACUUGCUGUGCCAAGCCUGAUGGAUCAAAGAACAAGAAACCAAAGCAAGUUGUUCCAGACAUCGAGUGUGAUGUCAGAGCAGGAAAGAUCAAUCUCCCAGAGUUCAUAGUCAAGUGUCCCGCACACUGUAAGGAGACAAAGCAGCAAGUCUAUGGGACAGGCGUGUUCGCCUCCAUCUCCAGCAUCUGCAAUGCAGCCAUCCACAGUGGCAUCAUCACCAACACAGGAGGGAAGGUGAUUGUGAGGAAGAUGGCCGGACAGAACACUUACAAAGGCACCAAUUCCAAUGGAGUGCGCUCUCUGUCUUUACCCAAGUGGAGGGAGUCGUUUGUUGUCUCAGUGGGAAAGCCCAAGAAAGGAGUGAUCUACCCAUCUACGCUGGACUACGUCCCUUCAAGGCCAACCUACGUGAAAACAAGUCAAAAGGAGGCCAAAUCUCCUGUCACCACAGCGCUGCCAAUGACAACAACACCUGAACCCCCCACAACUACAACACCUGAACCCACCACCACCACUACCACCACACUGGCUCCCACCACUACUGCCACUACAACUCCUCCACCACCACCCACUACUACCAAGGCUCGAGCUGCCGUCCAUAAAGUCAGGGAUGCAGGCAGCAGUCACCCAUACCUUGCUUCUGCGGCAGCCGCAAGACAGUCACAGAAUGGUCAAGGAAAGAGUCUCAGCCCAGUAUUCAGAGGAAGUGCCUAUCCGAAUAGAUUCCCACAGCGGGCCAGUGCAGGUCUGCGCAGACCAGAGGCAGGAUCGGCUAUCAGGAGACAGCCAUCCUCUCCAGUUGGCCCAGCUUUUAACAGGGUUCAGCCAGCCCCACCCGAGCGGACUUCUACCAUGAGCCAGUCCAACCCUGCUUUUCCCAGAAGGGAUUGGGCCCCCCCUUCCUUUCCCCGACCUGACUGGUUCCCUGGAGCUCGACGACCAGCAGAUGUUAGUUAUGCAGCUCCAGACUCAGGAUACACGUGGACUGAGACGGACACACCUGAGAUUACAGCUCGGGAUCACAGGCCUGAUAUCUCAGAAUUUGAGCGCUGGUUUUAUAACUAUGGACCGUACCUGCCUCGCUCGCCUGUCUCAGAUAGCAUCCGUGAACUGCCACUGGACACCACCCAUACAAGAGUGGAGCCAGUGGAUGCCUGGAGGCCAAAAGCAAACCUUUAUGAAUCAGGCUUCAGUGUGAGAGAGCCAGAACCUGUAGCCCGAGUACCAGAGCCUGUGUCACAGGGAGAUCCAAAUUGUAAAGUGGACAUUGCCUUCCUGAUGGAUGGGAGCUGGAGCAUUGGGAGAAGGCGCUUUAAGAUCCAAAAGGACUUCCUGUCUGAGGUGGCUCAGGCCAUCAACGUGGGUGUGGCUGGACCCAUGAUGGGUAUCAUCCAAUACGGGGAUGACCCUGUGACAGAGUUUAGCCUGAAGUCUUACUCCAACUCCAAAGAGGUGAAGUCAGCCAUAGAAAAGGUUGUUCAGAAGGGAGGUCUCUCCAAUGUGGGAAAGGCCCUCACCUACAUCAACAAACAGUACUUCAGUGACACCAAUGGAAACCGAGGAGGAGCUCCUAACGUGGCCGUGGUGCUGGUGGACGGCUGGCCCACGGACAAGGUGGAGGAGGCUUCUCGGCUCGCUCGGGAGUCUGGCAUCAACAUAUUCUUCGUCACCAUUGAGGGUCCUGAUGACAACGAGAAGCAAAAACUGGUUGAGGCCAACUUUGUUGACAAGGCUGUGUGUCGGACAAACGGCUUCUUCUCCCUGCCUGUGACCAGCUGGUUUGCUCUGAGGAAGGCCGUGCAGCCUCUGGUGAAGAGAGUGUGUGACACAGACCGCCUGGUGUGCAGCAAAACCUGCCUCAACGCCAACGACAUCGCCUUUGUCAUCGAUGGCUCCAGCAGCGUGGGAACUGGCAACUUCCGCACGGUGCUUCAGUUUGUUGCCAACGUCACGCGGGAGUUUGAGAUCUCUGACACGGACACACGGGUCGGGGCUGUACAGUACACCUACGAGCAGAGGUUGGAGUUUGCCUUCGGCCAGUACAACAACAAGGCCGAGCUGCUGAACGCCAUCAAACGCAUCAACUACUGGAGCGGCGGGACCAGCACUGGUGCUGCCAUCACCUACGCCGCAGAGCAGCUUUUCAGCAAAUCCAAACCCAACAAACGCAAGAUCAUGAUUGUCAUUACAGAUGGGCGCUCCUAUGAUGACGUCAUUGCACCUGCACUGGCUGUCCAUCGCCAAGGUGUGAUCGCCUACUCCAUCGGCAUCGCCUGGGCAGCCCAGGAUGAGCUGGAGUACAUCGCAACAGACCCCGACAAGGAGCACUCUUUCUUCGUGGAUGAGUUCGACAACCUUUACAAAUUCGUUCCCAAGAUCAUCCACAACAUUUGCCAGGAGUUCAACUCCCAGCCCAGAAACUGAGGACUGACAGGUGGAGGGGGAGGUGUAAAGAGAGACAUCUUUGAUCCUGGGCUGUCUUUACAGAACACCGAUUGUAAAUUUACUCACUCUGUUGCCCAGAUGGUGGUGCUGGAUUGGCUGCGGUGCCCCAAUCUAAAAGUGAAUCAGCAUGUGGCCCCAAAUAUACAGACGGUGCUAAUAGUAAAGGGUGACACUUUACUGUAGGCUGUGGUGCCAGUUAUUCUCUGCUGGUGCCAUAAAGAGAACAGAGAAUCCAUCAUUUAUUUUAAUAAUUUUGGAUUUUUAAGUUGAACUAAGGGUUUUAUUAACAUUGCUAAUGUUACUUAUGCUUUAUUGAUAAGUUAUAAGUCAUUAAUUAGAACAAUACUUGGGCUGCCAGGUUGUGAAAUAUCCCCCUAUAUGGUUUUAAUCUCCAAUGAGCGAUCUGACAAAUUAAACUUGUAACUAACUACAAGCUUGUAAAAGCAACUGACAUGCUGGGAUCUUUCAUAACUUGAGAACCCAAAAGUUGUUCUUCAAUAAAGCAUUAGUAAAUGAUUAUUAAGAUUAAUGAAGCCCUUAUGUACAACUUAUUGAAUAUUUAUAUAGGCUGCCUUAUUAGGAAGUGAUACCAAAAUGAUUAACAAACAAAAAGCUACCUUACUGGGAUAUGGUGCUUGCAGAGAAAUGUAGAUUUAAAGCAUGCCUAGCACUUCCUCUUAUGGCUUAACAUACUUCAUAAACUUAAUAAUAUGGUGCUUUUAUAUAAUUCUCUGUACAGAGGAUAUACUUUCUUAGAAUUGGUGCGUUUUGAUCUUCUUAACAGGAGAGAUUUGAUAGUAGGGACAUUGUUAAAGUUCCUCUCAAAGACUAUGGUGCUGACACCGAGUGGUAAUUUGUAAUGAGUGCAACCAACAAAGUGGAACAAAGAAGUGAGAAAAGAGGAGCUGAUGGCGGGUCGUAAGCAGUAGUUCAUCUCAUCACUCUUGUUUUCUAAUAGUGUGGUUGCUUCUCACAUUGCAAGCAUUUCUCAAUUUUCCUGAAAGAGUAUUUAUGAUUUUCUUCCUGUUAUGUCCUAUUUGUACAUAUGCAUAUUAAAAAGGCCUUUGCUAAUAAUGUUCAGAUAAUUGAUCAAUAUUUUUUUUGCAAUUUUUAAUAAAAUAAAGAAAAUGAA
Messenger RNA from Larimichthys crocea (large yellow croaker), 3946 nucleotides. RefSeq names its product vitrin (gene vit). The record is from RefSeq and is a predicted model, not a curated record. NCBI's taxonomy places the organism in Eukaryota, Metazoa, Chordata, Actinopteri, Sciaenidae. Gene Ontology annotation, biological process: extracellular matrix organization; positive regulation of cell-substrate adhesion. The transcript is spliced from 23 exons. Bases 319 to 2793 code for a protein of 824 amino acids.